AUGAGCGACUUUAAUCUUCAAGAAUUCCAAAUCCCAACCACCACAGCUGCCGCCAUCGACAGCAACUCAGAAGAUGAAUCCAUUGAUUUCUCCCUUCUCCGGCUUGACUCCUCCAUCCACAACCACAACCACAAACACACUCCUUGCACUACUUGUGGCUGCUCCGCCUCUCCCUCCUCCAACAAACGCAGGUCCCCCGAUCAUAACCCACAAGACCAACUCACAAAGAAACCCAAGAAACUGUUUCUUGAACCCCAUGAAACCACCACCACCAACAACAAUGUCCCUAAUUCUCUCCCUGGCUUCUCCAAUAUUUGCCAACCCCAUUGCAGCCCUGAACCUUUCCUCCGCCGCUGCAUUUCUGAUGCUUGUUCCCCACCAGCUUUGUCCAGCUUGGUCCCACAAUCACCACCGGAAAGUUCUAAGAAGGGGAGUGCGUCUCUGCCUCCAAAGCCACCAUUGAGAAGAUCAGUGUCAGACUUGUCUCCUAACAAGAGCUAUUCAAGGUCUUCAAGUUCCAAUGGAAGUUCCGGUUUCAAGUGGCUGAAGAAGAUGAGAGAUAGCAUGAAGGAGAUAAAUCAAUGGUGGGACGAAAUUAUGCCUAAUGAUGAAAUGCUGGCAGAACCAUGUAAUUUUGAAGAAGAAGAAGCUGAGAAAGUAAGCACUGAAGAUAACAAUGCUGGUGCAAUUGAAAAGAGUGAUUCAAUGAAAGAUUGUGAAGAAUCUGUUUGGGUGGAGAAAACUGGGGAAUGUCUCAUCAUUCAUUUCAAGUGUCCCUGCAGCAAACGCUAUCAAAUCCUUCUCUCUGGAGGGAACUGUUACUACAAACUCAUGUAG
Dovyalis caffra is the source of this 837-nucleotide messenger RNA. The record is from the annotation of a GenBank genome assembly. Lineage: Eukaryota; Viridiplantae; Streptophyta; Magnoliopsida; Malpighiales; Salicaceae.